CUCACCGAGUUCGCCACCCUUUUCUUUUCUGGACUCUCUUAUCUUCCCCUCUGACGCUGAAAAUGGAUUCGACAAAUGAGACACUAACUCUACAGAAGAAGCUUGAUGCGGAAAUCGACUCAUUCUUCGACUCCGCUCCUCCUCUAAAGGAUUCCGCCAAUGUUUGGAAAAGAUUGACGGAAUUCGUUCUACUUAAUUCAUCUCCGCCAGGAGAGGAUAGAGGUAGGCGGAUCGUGUGUGUAACAUCAGGCGGCACGACUGUUCCUUUGGAGCAGCGUUGUGUUCGGUAUAUUGAUAACUUUAGUUCAGGCCACAGAGGAGCUGCAUCCACCGAUUGCUUUGUUAAGGCUGGAUAUGCAGUCAUCUUUUUAUAUCGGAGUGGAACCUGCCAGCCAUAUUGCAGUUCUCUGCCGGAUGAUGCACUUCUUGAAUGUUUUGAAAUCUCUAAUGAGUCAAAAAUUCAAGUCUCCCAACCUUAUUCUGAAGCAGUGAAGAGAGCCAUUAGUGAUCAUCAAGCUGCAGUAGCAGGUGGUCUCUUGUUAAAACUUCCAUUCACAACAAUAUUUGAGUACCUUCAGUUGUUAAAGAUGAUUUCACAAUCAUUGAAAGAUCUUGGGCCUUAUGCCGUGUUUUAUCUUGCUGCUGCAGUUUCUGACUUCUAUGUUCCAUGGAACAGUAUGGCUGUGCACAAGAUCCAGUCAGCAUCUGGCCCUCUGGAUUUGCAACUCAAUCAAGUUCCAAAGAUGCUCUAUGUGCUGAGGACAGAAUGGGCUCCAUUGGCCUUCUGCAUAUCUUUCAAGCUUGAGACGGAUUCAAAGAUUCUUUUAGAGAAGGCUGAUAUGGCUCUCAAAAAGUAUAAAAUGCAUGCCGUGGUAGCUAAUGAGCUUUUGACUCGCAAAGAGGAGGUUACAGUUGUCAUGACUGAUGAAAAGAUUACGGUUCAUCGAGACAAACAUCAGCCAGGUGCUGAUGUAGAAACUCCCUUGAUAGAACUCCUUAUAGACAGACACUCGGCUUACAUCUUACAUCAAGAAUUCUGAUGGAUGAUACUUUCAGCCAGACACUUGCGGAUAACAGGUGAUAUACAAGAAAAAAACAAGAUACAAACUUCAAUAAAGACUUGAAUAUUCUGAGGUUCUCCAUUAAGAAAUUAAUGGAGAAGACCGUCAUCUAUAUACAGGUUUUUUUCCCCCCUUUCUGUAAUACACAAUAUCAUUUGAAUUCAUAUAAUCGUGGAGGGGUGGAGAAAUGGUGUAGUAAAAAUUAUGGAAAAACUAUGAUUUCAUGGGCUAUUUUGCA
Tripterygium wilfordii is the source of this 1299-nucleotide messenger RNA. RefSeq names its product phosphopantothenate--cysteine ligase 2-like. Gene Ontology annotation, molecular function: phosphopantothenate--cysteine ligase activity. Lineage: Eukaryota; Viridiplantae; Streptophyta; Magnoliopsida; Celastrales; Celastraceae. The transcript has 10 exons. Gene Ontology annotation, biological process: coenzyme A biosynthetic process. Gene Ontology annotation, cellular component: nucleus; cytoplasm. The record is from RefSeq and is a predicted model, not a curated record. Bases 63 to 1040 code for a protein of 325 amino acids.